AUGAAUACUGAGAAUCGCUAUCCUGUGACUGCGUCUUUGUUUAUGUUGAAAGAAAUAAAGCAUAGACAGGAGCAAGUGAACCGUGGGUACCAACUCCUGAAGAGGAAGGCUGAAGCUCUUCGUAUCAGGGGUAGACAGGCGGCCUCAGAAUUGGCUUCGACGCAGGCCAUUCUAGGCCAUAUCCUGAGAGAAGCAUACAUAUCUUUGGCUGCUAUAAAGUUUACUAAUGGCGAGUCCAAUGCAUUGGUGCUUGAGAAUAUUGGCCAAGCUCAAAUUCGAGUGCAACGUAUAUCGGAGAACAUAUCAGGGGUGUCGACAAUUUCCCUCCAAGCUCUAGAAGAGACUGGGGUAUGCGACUCGAUGCGCUAUGCUGGCCUUGGAGCCGGUGGGCAUCGCACUACUGAGGCCAAGAAAGCUUUCAGAGAGGCUGUCCGGACCUUGGUCAAGUUUGCCUCUUUGAGAAACACCUGUAUCUUAUUGGAUGAGUCCAUUAGGUCUACUUUAAGGAAAGUGAAUGGUAUUGAAAAAGUUAUUAUGCCGAAAUUACGCAACACUGAAACCUAUAUUAUGAUGGAAAUGGAUGAAAGGGAGAGAGAAGAAUUCCAUCGUUUGAAAAUGGUGAAAGCGAAGAAGGUUAAAAGUCAGGCGCGCGCAUUCCUACGGCAGACGGUCAGCGCGGGAGGAGGUGGUGAAACAGGAGAAGCUGAUGAAGCAGAGCCAGGUGCGCCCCCUCGUCACCAUUCUGUAGAGUGCCUGACCAGCAUUCUUGCGUGCUCCUCAUUGACCACCACUACCACGGACUCGGGCGACUUCAAGCCCGUCUGCUAUCCACACAACUGGGAUGAUGAUGACCUACUAUUUUAA
Molecule: messenger RNA, 864 nt
Organism: Spodoptera littoralis (African cotton leafworm)
Lineage: Eukaryota; Metazoa; Arthropoda; Insecta; Lepidoptera; Noctuidae
Source: the annotation of a GenBank genome assembly